AUGUCAACUACAUUCAACACCUGUAAAGUCAAUGUCAAGCUCUGUGGAUCAAUACCACGCGAUGAGAAUCUCUCUCUGGUGCAAUGUGCACCUUUGAUGCUUCCAUCAGGUCCCAUGAACACAUACCUCUCUCGUUCGAGUCGUAAUUCUGAAUCAUCUCUUGAUUGCAUGUCCAUUGAUGAGGGACAAAACGUUGCCUCGCAACUUUGUUCCCAACUCUCCUCUCUGGAGAAACAACGAUCACAGCCAAGAAAUGAAUACGAUGCCCCGGGAUGGGCGGUUCCUGCUUGCGGGGAAGCAAGACUUGAACCUGUAUUUGAUUCUAUCGAUAGACAACCACCAAUUGAUCUUACCAAUCAAGCGGUAUUCCGGGUAGGACGUUCACCGAACUCUGAUGUGAAACUCGCUCACGUUACCAGCUCUCGUAAGCAUGCAAUGCUCUUUCAUCACUCGAACGGUUCAUGCUACGUGAUUGAUUGCGAAAGCGCACACGGCACUUACGUGAAUGGGGCUCGAAUCGUUUCUCCUCCCAAUGGAGGAGUGGUGAUUCCUCACAAGGUGAAACGAGGUUCUAUCAUUCGCUUUGGUGGACCCGGCGCACCUUCGUUCAUGCUCAAAUCCUUUUCAUUUGAAUUGGAAGAGAUGAGACAGUUUCCAACAGUGGCACAUUCCACUCUUUCUCCUGCUUCUGCAGUCAAUGCGGAAGUGGAGCACAACACACGAUACAACGCCCUUGGACCAACUGCAAGAAGCUCAUUGCUCAGCACUCUGACUAGCAAGCGCAGCUUUGAUUCCAUGUCCACUGUGGAAGACUUGGACUAUCAAGAGAAGGACGAAAUGAGAUGCUCCUCUCCUCCGUUGUCGCCACAACAGCAACAAGUCCGAUUGGUCUCCCCUGACCUAUCGCAACCUGGACACAAGCGUCGCCGAGUUAGUUUCUCGAGCGCACCACCCAAGGCCUUUUACGCAAACCUAGUGAGCCCCAAUCUUUCUGGAGAUGAAAACGAAUAA
Cylindrotheca closterium is the source of this 1011-nucleotide messenger RNA. The record is from the annotation of a GenBank genome assembly. NCBI's taxonomy places the organism in Eukaryota, Bacillariophyta, Bacillariophyceae, Bacillariales, Bacillariaceae.